CUGCCUAUAGCAAAGCAGUUCAAAAUUUAGCAACGAAAGGAAAGAUCAACAGAGAAGGAAAAAUUAGGUUUCCAUGGAAGGGGAAGCUGGUUCGUGCGAGGAAAUUAAGCCAAACGUCGUCGAUAAACAAAGUAAUGGCGAUGUUGUCGGGAAUCUGGGGUCCGUUGAAGCCCCUGAUUUUCUUUCCAAGUUCCAAAACUGGUCCGUAGCAAUGUCGGCAUCUGGACUAAAUACCCCAAGCCCUGCUCCAUCCCAACUCACCAUCUUCUAUAAUGGAAGUAUUUGUGUGUUUGAUGCAAUUCCGGCAGAAAAGGUGCGGGAGAUUAUGCUUAUUGCUGCAACUGCUGCAGCCGCUGCUGCUAACUCUGUUGACAUGAAGAAUGUUGCAACUGAUUGUGCCACCACUUCACCUGCUCUUACGAGGUCUCCUUCAGUUCUUAGUGCUGCAACUGCAACUACUUUGGCUUCACCACAGGCACAAGUCUAUCCUGUUAACAGGCCUGCCUUUUGCAAACUGCAAGAAUUACCGAUUGCAAGGAGACACUCCCUUCAGCGUUUUUUUGAGAAGCGACGUGACAGGCUGGUGAACAGGAACCCAUAUCCUAAUCCAUCAACACCAAAAUCAUUUGAUGACACCAAAGCUAACCUCAGUGCUGCAGCUUCACCAGAAUCGGGUUGCUUCGGUAAAUCACCUGUUCUUCAAGAAGAAUUCCAACCAAAAGCUCCGGCCCAUGCUGCCUAAGCUAAGCAUAUACCUUAUAUAUAUUUGAUAAAAACUAUUGUGAAAUGCAAACUGCACUAGGAUAAUGAAUUUGAUCUGUCUUUGGAAUUGAUGUGGAUUAAAAUUGUACAACUCAAGAUUGUUCUCAUGGUAGGUCUUGUUAUCUGCCACGAGAGUACUGCCUGGUGUAGGAUGAACUUUUCCGUUUUCGUAUUACCUCUAGGGGCAGUUGUGAUGUCCUUAAAAUCCGGUUACCCUGUCUAAUCUGUCUGACAAUCGAAAAACUAAGCUAUCUAGUUUUGCUGUGUAUGUGACGUUGAAUUGGUUGUUUUUCUGUGUUGUUUUCAUAUGUGAAGGCUUAUCAUUUGUGUGAUAUUGAUCGAACUUUUGACGUUGCAUUGUUUU
This is a messenger RNA of Hibiscus syriacus, 1126 nucleotides long. Its product is annotated as protein TIFY 3B-like. The record is from RefSeq and is a predicted model, not a curated record. The transcript has 5 exons. Lineage: Eukaryota; Viridiplantae; Streptophyta; Magnoliopsida; Malvales; Malvaceae. Gene Ontology annotation, cellular component: nucleus. The coding region runs from base 74 to 742 and encodes 222 amino acids. Gene Ontology annotation, biological process: regulation of jasmonic acid mediated signaling pathway; regulation of defense response; response to wounding.